AUGUUUGGACUCACGCUCUCGCGUUGGUAUCUGUUCAUCGCAGCAUUUGCAGUGCAGUUUUGCCUCGGCUGUAUCUACGCCUGGUCGGUACUCAACCACCCCAUCGACUUGGCUGUCUACGGUGAUGCCAAGAAAGGCCGCGCAGUGAAUACUUUCUACAUUUCGAUGGGUGUCUGUGGCACGGCAACGGCAGCUCUGGGCCCCAUCAUCGAGCGAAAGGGGCCCCGCUGGGCUGUGUCCAUCGGAACAACCUUAUUCAUGAUCGGCCACAUCGUCACGGCCCUCGGAGUUCACUACAAGUCCAUCGCCUGGAUCUAUAUCGGAUACGGUGUCAUCACCGCUAUCGGUAUGGGCAUGUGCUACAUUUCCCCGGUAUCGACACUUCAGAAGUGGUUUCCCGAUUACCGUGGUACUGCCGCUGGUUUCGCUGUUGCUGGCUCCGGUGCAGGGUCCGUUGUGUGGAGCAAGGUGUACCUGCCCACCAUUGAUGCUGUUGGCCUUGCCUGGAUGUUUGUUCUUCUAGGCACGAUCAUGUGCACUGUCAUGUACGCCUCCGUCUUAGUUCUUCGCGUCCCGCCACCUGACUUCACUGUUAACGGUCUUAACAUUCACGGUGAUCGUAUCGACGAGAGCGACGUCCUUGAGGAGAAGUUGAGUACUGCCUACAAGCCUGUUCAAACACCCACGGCGCUCAAGCAUGCUGUUCUCUCACCCGACUACAUCUUCAUGUACAUCAUGUUCUUCGCCAACCAGCUUUUCGGUGUCAUCGUGUUAUCUCGCUUGUCCGGUAUGUGUACCGACAUUUUCGCCAAGAGCGCAAACACUGCCUCCGACAUUGUGUCUAUCAACAGUGUGUUCAACUGCUGCGGUCGUCUAGCGUUCUCGUCCAUUUCGGAUUUCCUCGUGCGCUACUUCAAAGUGGAGAAGACAUUCGCUCGCAAAGUGCUCUACUAUUUCACUUUGGGUGCGCAGAUUAUUGUGAUCGGAUCGUUGCCCACGGUCAUUCGCCACGAAAGCUUUACGUUCUUCGUCAUCGAGAUUUUUGUACUCACAUGCAGCUACGGUGGUGGUCUUGGUACGAUCCCGGCCCUCGUCACCGACAUGUUCGGUGCUUACAACGUCGGUCCCCUGCACGGCAUUAUUCUCACGUCCCUGGCCUUCGGUGCCGUUGUUGGCGGCAUCACCUUCAACAACGCAUACAAUGGCAAGGUUGCCGACGGCAUGAGCGUGGGCGAGGCGUACAUUGACAACAUUCAGGUCAUUUUUGUUAUCGUGUGUAUCGGCUUUGUGGUGCUCUUUUUGGUGCGUACGAACAUUGAAGACCGUUUCGAACCGGGCUACCACUACUCGCUGUGUGGCAAGCGCGUCAUCAGCAUUCCGCCGAAGGAAAAGAACGCUGAGCAUCGUGAGCACGAGGCCGAGACUUCUGCUCCAAAGCUGCCUGAGACUGCUGUGUAA
This is a messenger RNA of Phytophthora infestans T30-4, 1458 nucleotides long. RefSeq names its product Major Facilitator Superfamily (MFS). The transcript has 2 exons. Gene Ontology annotation, molecular function: transmembrane transporter activity. The record is from RefSeq and is a predicted model, not a curated record. Lineage: Eukaryota; Oomycota; Peronosporomycetes; Peronosporales; Peronosporaceae. Gene Ontology annotation, biological process: transmembrane transport. Bases 1 to 1458 code for a protein of 485 amino acids.